Messenger RNA from Suillus paluster, 339 nucleotides. RefSeq lists its product as uncharacterized. NCBI's taxonomy places the organism in Eukaryota, Fungi, Basidiomycota, Agaricomycetes, Boletales, Suillaceae. The transcript has 2 exons. The annotation marks the transcript as partial. The record is from RefSeq and is a predicted model, not a curated record.
CCAUAUUAUCCAUUCAGCAGCCAGAAAGACUGGGAAGUUGGGUCAUGGCUACUUUGCUCAGGAUUGAGCAUGGGGAAGAUUGACAGUUUUCUUUUACUCAAGAUGUGUUUGGUUCAAAUAAAGACCCUUCUGUUGUUGUUCUGUUUGGCCAAGGAACUAUGCAGCAGAGCAGAAAUGUUGCCCAGCGGUCUGUGCUGGAUGUCUCAAAUGAUACCUACAGCACAUCCCACAAAAUCACCCAUUGUGUUGUAUUGGCAUGAUCCCCUGUAUUGUAUUUUGAGCCUUCUCAACCAUCCUGCCUUUUAUGAUCAGCUGGACUUCACACCUUGUAGGGUGUAU